ACCGCACGCCUACCCGGCAUAAAACGGUUUGAGGGCGGAGCUAAUUCGUCAGUUCUGACAAGACUCAUGUACUGCCAGUACAGUCUCAGCACCGUGACGGAAUAACAGGCUGUGGGGGAACUUGUUCUGUGUGGACAGACAAAUGCAGACUUCUCUGAUGGAUGUGAUAUUUACUGUGGUUGUCGCCCUUUUAGUGCUCCAGAUCGGUGAGGUCAGCACUGGUGUUGGAAACUGGAACUACGACAAAAGUAGCACUGGGGGCCCUGGGAACUGGAGCUUCUAUUACCCCGAUUGUGGGGGUGUGAGACAGUCCCCCAUCAACAUUCUGACGGAGGAGGUUCUCUACGACCCACUGCUGCCUCGUUUUGAUCUGUCGGAUUAUAAGAUCGCGGAUGGGGUGCAUAUGGAGCUGGUUAACAAGGGAGGUCAUACAGUGGAAGUAGAGUACACAGGACAAAUGAUAUACAUCAAAGAUGGCGGACUGCCUACGUUAUACAAGCUUGACCAGUUCCACUUUCACUGGGGUGCUGUUGACGCCAGGGGGUCGGAACAUAGCCUCGACGACAACUUUUUCCCCAUGGAGAUGCAUAUAGUUCAUCGCCAGAACAGUUCCAACACUUAUGAAAAUGCAGCAUCCCACCCAUCAGGUUUAGCUGUAAUUGGAUUCUUCUUUAAGGUUGUAGAAGAAGAUAACGAGAAGUUGAACAGACAUCUUUUACAAUAUUUUUCCAAGAUUGCUGAUGCUGAUCAGGUGGCUCAUAUUCCGACCUUCGCCUUGUCUGAGAUCCUCCCCGACAUAAACAAACUGGACUACUACCGUUACGACGGCAGUCUAACCACGCCCCCUUGUUACGAGUCGGUCAUCUGGUCAGUGGCCACAGAGUUUAUUCCCAUCUCAGAAAAUCAGUUAAACAUGUUCCGGAACCUCUACGACAUCGAACACCACCAUCUUGUGGACGACUUCCGGCCGCUGCAGAAGGUCAAUCAUCGGAGGGUCUACACCACAAAGAAGGGGACACAAACCUCAAACAACCUGGGGGUGGGGGUCACAGCCAUGCUGGGGUGGGUCACAACAAGCCAGAUAAUUUUACUCGUGCACCUGCUAGUUCAGUUUUAGGAAAAAGCAUUUUAAAUGGUUGUAUGCUUUAAUUAAUGUUUUAUUAAACUAAUAAACGGUUCAAAAUGUUAAUUAAUUAUAAAAUUUUGAUUUAAAGUAAGAAAAACUUAACCAAUGGCUGGAUUAUCUUAAAUGAUAAUUUAAUUUAGUAAUUUACGGCUAGAAUAUUAGAAAUUCUAUAAAUAGAAAAUAUAUUAAUGAUUUGAAACUCCUAAAUUUUUAAUCUUAAAUCUUAAUCAAUACCAUCAUAUUUUAAUUAAUGGCUAGAUUAUUACUGGUGUAGACUGAGAUUUAAUAAAAUUUACAUUAUUUAUAAAAGUGAUUUUCCCAGUCAGUGCCAAAAGAGGUUUACAUUGUACUUGUGUUAGUGUUAGAGAUUAACAUAAGAAUUUAAGGCUUGUAAUCGCUAUUUAUUUGACAAGACAAACUGGUACUGUAGUGACAGAUAUCGUCUAGCCACGAUCCAGGCACCUCAGUAUUAGUUAGAAUUUUUCAUAAACGCUAUAACGAAGGUAAUUUUUUUUAAUACUGGUGGGGAGGGGGGCAGCGCUACGGUUAGGCUCAAGACAAGUCUCAUGUUUGGAUUAGUUAUUGUUAUCGUUCAAUUGAAGUGUUAGGAGUGUCACGUCUUGUUUUUGACGAGGCAGGAGAGUACCUAUAAUUAAUUAAUUUUUGAUUACGUCAAUGUGUGUUCAUUAAGUCUAAUUAUAAAUGUCCAUCUGAGUAAGUUAAUUAUGCUGAGCUAGUAUGUGUGAAAGAGCUAGACUAAGCAAGACUCAUAUACUCAUUAUAUAUAUAUAUAUAUAUAUAUAUAUAUAUAUAUAUAUAUAUAUAUAUAUAUAUAUAUAUAUAUAUAUAUAUAUAUAUAUAUAUAUAUUCUUAUACAUUUUAACUACACAGAUUUAUACGUAUUAUGUCAUAUUUCUAGCCGCGCUUUUUGUAUAUAUAUAUGUGCAAUUUUUAAGUAGUCAGCAAUAUUUUGAUAUAGCCUUGUAAAUUUAAUGUCAUUUUUUCAAAUGUAUAGAACAGUGUUUACUUGAAUACUAGUUGUCAAUCCAACAUGUAUAAUAAUGGGUGGACAGUCGACGUAUUCACGGAUUCUCUCCCCUCGUAUAACUGGUAUAUAGCUGUUGUGUGUGGGAGGCAAUCUGCCUCUAGCACAGGUGCUUUCCCCUAGAUUAGAAUUGAAAGUAAAACAGCCAUUGCCACGUCUGUCUAACUGUAGUUAGUUGUAUAGUUAUAUUCGAAUCAUUAUUAAAUGUCAAAAUACGAAAAAAAAAAUUCCCGUUCACUUAAUAUUACCCACACAGCCAUAGAAAUUGAUAGGAUAGAUUGAAUAGAAAACAAUAAUUUGUAUUGAUGUAGCACAAAAAAUAUCUUUAUAGGCCUAUGUACUAAUACCUCAAAAUUUGUUUUUUAAGACAAGUUUAAUUUUUAAAUUAUAAUUUACUGUACAUUGUAUUAUAGAUUAUUUCUAAUAUGUUAGCGAUUAUGUAAUGAAUUUG
Messenger RNA from Physella acuta, 2622 nucleotides. Its product is annotated as carbonic anhydrase 2. The record is from RefSeq and is a predicted model, not a curated record. Gene Ontology annotation, molecular function: carbonate dehydratase activity; zinc ion binding. Lineage: Eukaryota; Metazoa; Mollusca; Gastropoda; Physidae. Gene Ontology annotation, cellular component: plasma membrane.